Messenger RNA from Styela clava, 1037 nucleotides. NCBI's taxonomy places the organism in Eukaryota, Metazoa, Chordata, Ascidiacea, Stolidobranchia, Styelidae. The record is from RefSeq and is a predicted model, not a curated record.
AUGUGUUUACUUCGACUGGGCUACGUGCAGGCUGUCGGCGUUCGCGAACACAUAUUAGUAAUCAUCUCCGAUAGUCAGUUGCUUCGAUGAUUGUGUCGAAUGGUUGAGGUUUUCUUAUUACGGAAAGACUUCAGUGUUUGUAUAGUUUGUUGUUAGCAGCGACUAACAUAAGCGAGUUUAUUCAAAUUAAAGCCACCUACUUGCUACCUGUAUUAUUUUGUCCAGUUAGAGUUGAUUGAUUGAGUGAAGGAAAAAGUCAUGGCAAGCGUCAUCAGAAUUGUUGCCGCACGAAAAUUUGCGCCCAUGUGCUUUGUGAGAGCAAUGUCAGGUGAAGGUCAUAUCCGAGAAGCAGGAGGAAAAUUCGCUGAGCGUGAACAGGCCGAAGAAAAUCGGUAUUUCAGGAGAGUUCAAGCCCAACAACUGAAAGAACUGCGAGAUCAUCAUGAUGAUGAAAUCGAACAGGCAGAGGCGGAAAUAAAGCGAUUGCGCGAAAAAGUCGAAAGACACAAAGGGAGUCUGAAAAAGCUAGAGAAACACUAAACGAUUUCAAUUUAUUGUUAAAUUUUCGUUUUUGUUGUUACAUAUUUUGAGUUUCACUGUACAUACGUUGAUUGUUAAAUGUUGUGCCUUUGAUAUAAUUGGCGAUUUGAUAUUAGACUGAAAAUGGGUAUUCCAAGAAUUCGAUAUACUGAAAUUUUGUCUCGUGAAUAAAUUUCACUUCGAAUCGUUUAUUUGCAGCGAGUUAAUAAUAAUAUGCAUUUCUUAUUCUGUAAGUCACUGCUGAAAUAACCAUUUUUGAGGAUCAACUUUGUAUAUCAGAUAUUAAACUCCAUUCUCCGUAUAUCGGCGUCUCUUGUGUUGAUUGCCCACUUGCAUUCACCAUGCUUAAUUUGGGCGUUUCGCCGAGCUUUGUACACGUAAUACUACAAACUGUCUGUUAACAUUCAUAAAUAAUACUAUAGUUCACUAUUGUAUUAUACUUUCGGUUAUUUAACCACCGUUUAAUAAUUGUUUUCUUUGAAUUUGAGACUCGCAAA